Rotaria socialis is the source of this 261-nucleotide messenger RNA. The record is from the annotation of a GenBank genome assembly. Lineage: Eukaryota; Metazoa; Rotifera; Eurotatoria; Philodinida; Philodinidae.
AUGACACCUUCACAGCCAAAUACAAGUCAUACACAGUUAUUUUCAACAGUUAAUUCAGCAGCAAUUUAUGAUGAACCAUUAUACAGCAAUACCUUUAAUCAUUUAACAGAAACAGAUGCUUGUCUUGGAUUUUCAAAUACACAAAUAGUACAUACACCUUAUCAUCAUCAACAAAUUCAUAGAUUAAAUGAAUCUAAAUCAUCAUCAAGUAGCAGAAUAAAAAUCUGCUCAUCACUUGAAGGUACAAAAAACCAAAUGUAA